GAGCUGCAAAGCAAUUUAUCUACCUAUCAGGCACAAUUACAACAGGUAGAAGCUGCCUUGAAAGCUGAUGAAGGUAAUGAAGAAUUGAUGAAACUUCAACACGACUUAAAUGAAGUCAUAAAUUUAACAGUUGAUUUGAUUAAAUUGAACACCAAAGGAGAGGUAAGUACUCAUGCUGAUGCUGUUGUAGGGACAUCGUGGAAAGUUGGUGAUAAAUGUCAGGCUGUCUGGAGUAAUGACGGAUUAUAUUAUGACGCAGAUAUCAUUGAAAUAUCGGAAAAUCAAUCGACUUGCGUUGUUACCUUUACUGAGUAUGGAAACACUGAAACGGUUAAGUUAAACUCGCUUAGACACGAAUCAGAGGGCGUAAAAAGACCGAUAUCUGACGUACUUAGUGAAACCAAACCUGAAAGCAGCAGAGCUAAAAAAGAAAAAUUUAAGGAUUACAAGCGCAAGAAGGCUUUAAAAAAGCAACAAAAACUUAAGGACUUAGAAAAAGAGAGAGAGACAGAAAAGAGUAAAUGGCAGCAAUUCAGUAAUAAGGUAAUUACAUAUAUUGGCUCCAAAAAGGGUCUAUUGAAGAGAAGUAUUUUUGCAUCCCCGGAUAGUGUAACUGGGAAGGUCGGAGUUGGAACAUGUGGUAUUAGUGGCCAACCAAUGACUACAUAC
This is a messenger RNA of Trichoplax adhaerens, 669 nucleotides long. RefSeq lists its product as uncharacterized. Gene Ontology annotation, biological process: regulation of alternative mRNA splicing, via spliceosome; mRNA processing. Gene Ontology annotation, cellular component: cytoplasm; precatalytic spliceosome; nucleus. Gene Ontology annotation, molecular function: RNA binding. Lineage: Eukaryota; Metazoa; Placozoa; Uniplacotomia; Trichoplacea; Trichoplacidae. The record is from RefSeq and is a predicted model, not a curated record. The transcript has 10 exons. The annotation marks the transcript as partial.